Messenger RNA from Verruconis gallopava, 2755 nucleotides. RefSeq lists its product as uncharacterized. The record is from RefSeq and is a predicted model, not a curated record. The transcript has a single exon. Lineage: Eukaryota; Fungi; Ascomycota; Dothideomycetes; Venturiales; Sympoventuriaceae. Bases 93 to 2624 code for a protein of 843 amino acids.
AUUUUUUGCGAUUUGCUUUCUUUUUGAACCCCCCUUAUCCAGUUGGGAUGCUAGUCGAACUAACUUCCUAACUUAACCCAUUCAUAGCUAUCAUGUCUGAUAAUACUGUGGGCCAGCAGUCCAGUUCCCAACCACGCCGCAUCCCAAAAUUGAAUCUGUCGAAAGAAACCACGGUAGAAGAACUUGAGAAGUACGUAAAUGCGCUACGACUGCAAGAUACCGAAACGGGGCCUCCCGAUCCAGCAGCCGAGCCCCCAAACUGGCUUGAGGAAGAUGUUGGAGCGUCGUCGCUCUGGGCACCUGCCAAAGACUAUGCUUCUUGUAAAUUCUGCUUGAAUUGCUUUCUCACAGUGUCUAUGCUCGCAACCGACUACAACAGGCGCGGUCCGCCCGAGACUUUCAAAUGGAAACAUCUCCGCGAAGUGAAUACUUUUUACCACAUUGACCCGUCCCGAAUGGGAAACGACUAUACACCAAAGGAUAUUAUGGAGUCAGCCAUUGAGGGCUGUCCCAUGUGCGCCCUCGCCGUUGGCACGUCCUGGUUCCGUGGUGACGUCCCGUUUGACACUGCACGAUGGAUGAAGAAUCCCUUGUGGCGCAAGCGAGCACAGUACCUUUUGAUCGACCACUAUGCCUCCAAUCACUGGGUGCCUAUCGGCAGAGGCAGUGAAGAGAUACCUCGCCCCCUCUUGGAGAUCGUGUACGGCACAAAGCUGACUACUGAGAUGUACCCGGAAGCCGACAUGUCGGAAUUCUGGGGCUCAAUACAUUUUUGGGACAAUGAAGAGCUGCAGAGGUGGUACCAACGGUACGCUUGUCCCUACACGCUGAAAGAUACCUUGGGGAAGCCACCUCUGGGGCCGCUGUGCCCAAACACUGGCGAUGGCGGCGCGUUGGGCCUGGCAAUUUGGUGGUUCAAGCGUUGCCUCGGAGAACACAAGAGUUGCGCGUCAGCCAAAAGCCAGUCAAGCGACGAUUCACAGUACCCUAGUCGACUGCUCUAUUUGGGCACCGGCGAUGAGCCUCUUCAAGCUAGGCUUGUUAUAUCGGAACAAGACCUGAGUGAUAGGCCAGAGUUUGUGACAUUAAGUUACUGCUGGGGGAAAAAACCGUUCAUGAAACUCACCCAAGACGUGUUAGAGCAGUUUCGAAAGAAUAUUGAUUUCGAAAGUCUUCCAAAGACUUUCAAGGAUGCGAUAUUGGUCACAAGGCUCUUGGACCAUUCUUACAUCUGGAUCGACGCUCUUUGUAUCAUCCAAGACUCCAAAGAAGACUGGCGCAAUGAAUCAGCGAAGAUGGGGUCCAUUUAUAGGCACUCGGUACUAACAAUUGCAGCACUUGGAGCGUCAGAUAGCUCACAAGGAUGUUUUACCGCUCGUCAUCCUUGCGUGUACGGUGACAUCCCCCUAUCUAGUGGCAAGAUCACCAUCACAUCACGUACUUCGUCUCACCACGGACAACCGCAAUUCCGAAGAGAGUUUGAGGUCGAAGGUAAGGCUGCUUCGCCUUUAAAGACGCGAGGAUGGUGCGUACAAGAGGAGUUGUUAUCACCUCGAACUCUCUAUUUCGGCUCUUCGGGAAUAUUCUGGCAGUGCAUCGAAUGUGAGGCGGACGAAGGUUAUCCAGUCGGAACAAGAGGCCAACAGGAAAACCUAAAGUCCGCACUGUUUCGAACUAUAUCGUCUGGACAAUUCAAUCUUAGCCACUGGAGAAUAAUCCUGGAGCGCUAUACAAGGUGCAAGCUCACCUACCCUUCUGACAAAAUAGUCGCUAUAUCUGGUGUGGCAAACUUGCUUGGACGCGCCGCUGGAGAGGAAUUUGUGGAGGGAAUGUGGAAGCGUGACAUUUGGCGAGAACUGCUAUGGCACUCUAGGGACAUCAGGUGGGCCGACAACCACACCUGUCAUCGUCUGGAAAACGACCAUCCAUCUUUUAGCUGGGCUUCUGUUGGCCAAGCUAUCACGUUCUUCCGGUAUGACUACCCCAAUCAGACGUCUAUAGCUGCACCAUCUGUUAGCAUCGUUGAAGACGUACAAACAUCCGGCACCGCCAUCAAACAUAAACUACACAUCCGCAGUCAGCUGCGCGAAGUAAUUCUCCUCCCUCCGGCAUAUAGUAAGACUGGCCAGCCAACACUCAUGCUCGCGCAUGAUAUGCCUUUUCCCGAACCGCCAACGUGGGUUGACCCAGAGGUCCCGAAUGCAGUCAUCAUUCGACUGCAGAAGCCCGUCCGUCUUGAUCACAACAUCGAUCGAAAGACGGAUCAAGACAUAGACACCAGCCAUCUCCGAGGGUUUGCCUACGAUUGGAUUCCGGACAUACCACUUGAUGGCUCCAUUACACGCGCCUAUUUCAUACCCGUCGCAAAGAGGGGCGUCACAGACCCCGCUGGCUCUAUUGGAUUAGUAGCCAUACCCGUCGACGAGGAACGGAAGGAAUGGAAACGUAUUGGGUUCUUGUUCCACGGUGGAUUCCCUGACUCGUGGAAGACCCCGACUCUCCGAGUGACUGUGCAAAACACGGAGACUGGUGAGGUGGACUGGGAGGAAACGGCGAAGAUGAGGGCGCCUAAUCCAUUUUUACUGAAUCCAGAGGAGGACUAUGUCGACAUUGUGCUGAGGUAGCGUGGGUUUGAACUAGUUUUGUGCCGGAUAUCGAUUCAGCGCCUGAAAGAUUCUAAGGUAAUGUGUCAUGAAUAUAUGAAUAUAUACGCUUUUACGAGAUCGAAGAUACAUUUUUGAGGCUUAAACGCAAC